AUGAAUAUGAAAAACGACUUGAAGGAAGAACCGAAUAGAAGGAUGAGAUUGGGUAGCACUCGCAACCGUCAAGGAAGCUACCGACCAACUGACGGACCAAGAUCUCCGUGCCCAUCUGUUCUACUCGACAGCUUCCAGCGUUCUGUUACGCAGCGGAGACGUGUGCAGACACCGCUGCCACGAGGCUACUCACUACCUACAGAACCCUUGAGAGAUAGAGCCCUUGAGAGAUGUCUUCUGAAGGUUAACAGGCGUACACAACACCUAGCCGAUCUUCGCACCUUCGACUUAGCGGCAAUGUCCCGUCUUCGUGACCCAGCGGAAUAUAUAUCGAAAGCAAAGCAUAGAUGA
This is a messenger RNA of Necator americanus (New World hookworm), 351 nucleotides long. RefSeq lists its product as uncharacterized. The record is from RefSeq and is a predicted model, not a curated record. The transcript has a single exon. Bases 1 to 351 code for a protein of 116 amino acids. Lineage: Eukaryota; Metazoa; Nematoda; Chromadorea; Rhabditida; Ancylostomatidae.